GUCCCUAGUCCUUGACUGACUGAUUUUGAUUGACUUUUGACAAUUUGUCUUGUCCAUUUAAUUUGUUUUUUGUUUAGCUGAAACUAGAAAGUGCUUUAUAGUGUUUUAGAUAAUUACAGUACGGUGCAAUUUAUAUAAUAAAUUUCACGACCGGCAUCUCAUACGUGCUUAUAAAAUGAUGGACUGUGUGGAAGAAACCAACCAUGAUCCCCUCUCAGCCCCAGCAGUUACAUCCCCUGCCUCUGUGGAUACUAAGCUUGAAAAAAAGAAGCCCAAUGAAAAUGUAUCCUUAGCCGAUAAUAGCUUAUUAGUAGAUAUUUCAGAUGCUCUUAGUGAAAAAGAGAAGGUGAAAUUUUCUGUCCAUACAAAAACAACUCUACCAGAAUUUCAGAAGUCACAAUUUUCGGUAGUGCGUCAGCAUGAAGAGUUUGUUUGGCUCCAUGAUAGAUAUGAAGAGAAUGAGGAAUAUGCUGGUUAUAUUAUACCCCCAGCACCACCAAGACCAGAUUUUGAUGCAUCCCGUGAAAAGCUUCAGCGCCUCGGAGAAGGGGAGGGUGCGCUAACAAGAGAGGAGUUCCUCAAGAUGAAGGAAGAGUUAGAGGAUGAAUAUCUGGCAACAUUCAAGAAAACCGUAGCGAUGCAUGAAGUAUUCCUGCAGCGUCUCGCUGCUCACCCGGUGUUCAGGAAUGAUGCUCAUUUACGUGUCUUUUUGGAAUACGAGCAGGAUCUAUGUGCUAAGCCUCGAGGGAAAAUGGACCUUAUUGGUGGAUUGAUGAGGUCUAUGACAACAACAACAGAUGAGAUCUACUUGGGCGCGACCGUACGUGACGUCAAUGACUUCUUUGAACAGGAAACUGCUUUCCUACAAGAAUACUAUUCACAUCUCAAAGAAGCUGUUGUUAAAGUCGACCGUAUGACAACCAAACAUAAGGAGGUAGCGGACGCACACAUCAAGUUGUCGUCAUGCCUGACGCAGCUCGGCACCAGCGAGCAGCCUGCCACUGAGCGCUUCCUCACGCGCGCUUCUGAGACAUUCGAGAAGUGCAGGAAAAUUGAAGGUCGUAUGGCGUCAGACCAGGAUUUAAAACUGGCAGACACCCUGCGGUACUACAUGCGUGAUGCUCACGCCGCUAAAGCCGUCCUCGUCCGGAGACUGAGAUGUCUGGCAGCUUAUGAAGCAGCGAAUAGAAACUUGGAGCGCGCUCGAGCAAAGAAUAAGGAUGUUCAUGCAGCAGAGCAAGUGCAAGCAGACGCAUGCGCUCGAUUUGAGCAGCUAUCGGCGCGCGCUCGCGAGGAAUUGCUAGAUUUCCGUACAAGGCGCGUCGCUGCUUUUCGAAAAAGUUUAAUCGAUCUCGCGGAGUUGGAGAUAAAACAUGCGGCAGCUCAGCAGGAACUGUUUAGGAAGUCUCUGCAGAUGUUGAGGGAGUGUCAGUAACUGGCCACGCCCACUGAAACAAGGCAUGUAUGUAAAGGUACAGAAUUGGUUUGCACCAUAUCUUGCAAAUUCGUUUGCAUUACUUACGUUUUUUUCAUUAUAUUUUGGCUAGUAACAUAUAACUUUUGAUUCUUGUUAAUGUCAUUUUAUUAGACAAAAAAACAAUCAUUUAUUUCUGUUAAGGACAUUAACUCCUUAUUAUAAACUUGUGUUUUAUGAAUAAAUAGAUACAAUAGUUUGAUUGCCUUGUUCUUUCCAUAUGUAUGAAUUUAUAGUGACAUUGACAAGAUGCAAGUAGAUAUUUCAGCUAUCAAUUUUUUGUAACUUGAUUUUACUGUUAGCGUAAGUUUGCCGAUGACACCCACAAACAUCAACCGUGUUCGUCAGCUGUUAACGCGUGACGUCAUGAGUUCAUCGGCAAAGCUACGCCUAAGUAAUAUGUAUAUUUGUACUAUUUGUUAGUCGUAAUUUGGUGUCAAUAAGUUGAUCUGAAGAUAAACGUAAAUUCCACUGUUACAUCUGUCUAAAUAUGUUCUCUCUUUUUGAGCGGGCACGUACCUUUGACUAAACUAUCGCACAACUGUUGUGCAAUUGUCGAAAUUGCAGCCAAUUUAACUGUUUUGCAUAUCUAAA
Messenger RNA from Papilio polytes (common Mormon), 2068 nucleotides. RefSeq names its product sorting nexin-32 (gene Snx6). The record is from RefSeq and is a predicted model, not a curated record. Gene Ontology annotation, molecular function: phosphatidylinositol binding. Gene Ontology annotation, biological process: phagosome-lysosome fusion involved in apoptotic cell clearance. The transcript is spliced from 11 exons. The coding region runs from base 176 to 1435 and encodes 419 amino acids. Lineage: Eukaryota; Metazoa; Arthropoda; Insecta; Lepidoptera; Papilionidae.